AUGAUUGUUUCUGCGAGCACAGAGGUGUACAUCGCCACUGCGCCUGGACCGGUCAAUCCAUACCACGUGCAGGUCUUGCCGGUGAAGCAUGCGCCGUGCUUUGCUGCUUGCCCGCCUGACCUGCAGAAGGCAUUGAAGGUGCAGAUGGUUGCCCUGCAAAAGAUGUUUGCAGAUGCAGGUCAAGAGUGCCUGAUAUGGGAGAGAUGGAUACCGAUGGGCACGUCAGCUGCAAACCACAUGCAGAUACAGGUGCUGCCCAUCGACAAAUCACGUUGCGGUGCUGAAGCCAGAGAAGCGCUCGAGGCUGCCACGAAGCAGCAUCUCUCCGGCGCGACGUUCAAGCGGAUAUCAAGCCAUGAAGAUGUGGCGGACAACUUGAACGAUGAUCCGACCGCUCCGUACAUCUACUUCGAGAUCCCUGGCGACCUCAGUGCCAAAGGUCGGCAAGUCGAGCGGUUUCUGUAUGCCGCGUUGCCGAAUGGAGGUGGCCCGCUGCGCACUCGGGCCAGGUUGUGA
Symbiodinium natans is the source of this 516-nucleotide messenger RNA. The record is from the annotation of a GenBank genome assembly. NCBI's taxonomy places the organism in Eukaryota, Dinophyceae, Suessiales, Symbiodiniaceae.